Molecule: messenger RNA, 1580 nt
Organism: Bradysia coprophila
Lineage: Eukaryota; Metazoa; Arthropoda; Insecta; Diptera; Sciaridae
Molecular function (GO): protein binding
Source: RefSeq, a predicted model, not a curated record
UCUUCUAUACUUCUUCAGAGUUGUGUAAUAGCUUUGGCAACGAUUGGUUGUGCUGAACAUGUGAACACACGGUUUCGACUGUGAUUUAAUGGAGGAUUCAAUGGAAACUACUGGCCGAAUGUAAAAUCAAACUAACGAAAAUGCCUUUGAUCUGGAAUAAUAAGGAGUACAAACUGGUCAACGAUAACAGUGAAUGGAACAAGCUGGACUUUGUCAUUGCGAGAAAAUUGCGUGUUGUGUACAACGAGCCCAUUACCAUCGAUCGAGUGAAGAAAUCUUUCACAAUCUACGGUGACAUCGAAAAGAUAGAAACGUUCAGAGACAAUUCCAGCAAAACGCAAUUCGCCCAUGUGACUUUCAAGGACAGUCGCAUGACAUACUUGGCAUUGAUAGAUAGCAAGGAAAAUCCACAUCACGACAUGAAACAAAUUCAACCGGCAGAUGUUCACCAACAACCCGAUAAUCCGAUUGAUUUGUCAAUGUCGCCAUUUUACAAUCUUCCCGAUGACUGUCUACUCGCUAUAUUUGGACACUGUGACAUUACCAGCCUUGCCACCCUAUCAGUUGUGUGCAAAAGAAUGUUCCAGCUGCUUCGUGAUCGUGUUUUCUCAAACAAAUUGAAAUUGAAAACGGUGGCGCUAAGCAAAGUCAACGUUGUGGACAAUUUGGUAACAGUUGGUCGUCUUGUGCAGUGCAUUGAUCCCAAAACGUUUCACAUCAAAAUCCGUAAAAGUUCUGAUUGCUUGCAUUGGCCUUCAGUUGCUGUCGACUUUGUUGGUUCAGACGAAAAUAAGCUCUCUGUCGAUGUGAGCUUUUAUAAAACGGAAUGGCUGUGUGCAUUGGACCCAAUUGUACGACUCAUAAAGACUGUCUGCAUCCAGCGCUCUGUCUAUGACCAAAAUGUACCGUUUAAUGGAAGCGGUAAAAUGUCAUGGCCGAACGCGACGCUGCUGAUUAUGAGAGGUUUCUCCACCAAGCGAUCGGUUCCCGAUUUCACAUCAAUCGUAGCCGCCAUGCCAAAUUUGGAGACCAUUUACAUCCAGUGCUUGUUGUUCAAAAUGAAUCUCCGAAGUCUGUACAAUAAGAAUUUGAAAAAGAUCUGCUUUGAGAACUGUUCGUUCAAUUCGGACAUAUCGAAGGAUCGACUCGUCCAAAUGGCCAAUCACGUCAAAGCACAUGGAACCAAUUUUCCGCUUAGUUUGAUUUUCGAUCGGAUUCAGACGAUUCGACACCAGCAUGUCACCUAUCCCCUUCAAUUCGGUGGAGGUGACGACGAACUGGAUGAUGAUGACGAUGAUGAUUCUGAGAACAACGACGACUACAAACAUCAAUUCAAGGACCCAGAGUACAUCACAAUUGUACAGGAGUCGACGUACAGCGAUAUUAUGAAGGCGCUGAACGAUCCAACCGUUUCGGAAUACCUCUACAUAGAAGUCGGUAAAAUAUACCGUGAUUAACAGGAUUUAACAGUGGUGAUUUUACAAGAACAUAUUGCAUUUCAAUUGAUUAAAAAUGUUAGCCAAAUAUCAACAUUUGCGACAUCAUGUGUUUGACAAUAUAACGUAUUUACGUUCGCACAA